UUUAGGGCUGCGCUGGCACCCUGGUUUUUCAUGCAUUGUCUUUUUUGUGGGGAUAAGGCCUAGGGAUUUUACUAUCUCCGGCAAAAAGGCGAGCGCGAGGCUAUGGCGGCCGUGGCGGGCAAGUACGCAGACGAGCUCAUCAAGAAUGCCAAGUACAUUGCGACCCCGGGCAAGGGCAUCCUCGCGGCGGACGAGAGCACAGGCACAAUCGGCAAGCGCCUGGCCAGCAUCAAGGUCGAGAAUGUGGAAUCCAACCGGCAGGCGCUGCGCGAGCUCCUCUUCACCGCCCCGGGCGCUCUCCAGUACCUGAGCGGCGUCAUCCUCUUCGAGGAGACGCUCUACCAGAAGACCGCGGCGGGCAAGCCGUUCGUGGACGUGCUGCUGGAGAACGGCGUCCUCCCGGGAAUCAAGGUGGACAAGGGGACGGUGCCCAUCGCCGGUACCAAUGGUGAGACCACGACCCAGGGGCUGGACGGCCUCGCGGGACGCUGCGCCGAGUACUACAAGGCCGGUGCCCGGUUCGCCAAGUGGAGGGCGGUGCUAAACAUCGGACCCUCGCAGCCGUCGGAGCUGGGGAUCCAGGAGAACGCGCAGGGGCUGGCGCGCUACGCCAUGAUCUGCCAGGAGAACGGCCUCGUCCCCAUCGUGGAGCCCGAGAUCCUGGUGGACGGAUCCCACGACCUCAAGACGUGCGCCAAGGUGACGGAGGUGGUGCUGGCCGCGGUGUACAAGGCGCUGAGCGACCACCACGUCCUGCUCGAGGGGACGCUGCUCAAGCCCAACAUGGUGACGCACGGAUCCGAGGCGCCCAAGGCGAGCGCGCAGGAGAUUGCCGAGGCGACGGUGCUGGCGCUGCGGAGGACGGUCCCGGCGGCGGUGCCCGGGAUCAUGUUCUUGUCCGGCGGCCAGAGCGAGGUGGAGGCGACCAAGAAUCUGGACGCGAUGAACAAGCUGGACAUCCUCAAGCCGUGGACGCUGUCCUUCUCGUUCGGGCGGGCGCUCCAGCAGAGCACGCUCAAGACGUGGGGUGGCAAGAAGGAGAAUGUGGCGGCGGCGCAGAAGGUUUUCCUGGUUCGUGCCAAGGCCAACUCGGACGCGACGCUGGGCAAGUACUCGGGCGAGACCGAGAGUGCCGAGGGGGCGUCGGAGAGCUUGCACGUCAAGGAUUACAAGUACUGAUCGAUCGCUAUAGAUCCACAACCAGAAUGGUGAGCUUGAGGAACUGACGAUGUUGCAUGAGGAUUUUGGUGCUUCUUGCAUGCUCUCUACUAUCCAUCUAAUAAAAAUGAGAUUUUUCUAGUGUUU
Selaginella moellendorffii is the source of this 1305-nucleotide messenger RNA. RefSeq names its product fructose-bisphosphate aldolase 5, cytosolic. Gene Ontology annotation, biological process: fructose 1,6-bisphosphate metabolic process; glycolytic process. NCBI's taxonomy places the organism in Eukaryota, Viridiplantae, Streptophyta, Lycopodiopsida, Selaginellales, Selaginellaceae. The record is from RefSeq and is a predicted model, not a curated record. Gene Ontology annotation, cellular component: cytosol. Bases 103 to 1179 code for a protein of 358 amino acids. Gene Ontology annotation, molecular function: fructose-bisphosphate aldolase activity. The transcript has 2 exons.